Molecule: messenger RNA, 4447 nt
Organism: Fopius arisanus
Lineage: Eukaryota; Metazoa; Arthropoda; Insecta; Hymenoptera; Braconidae
Exons: 6
Coding region: 907-4164 (1085 amino acids)
Source: RefSeq, a predicted model, not a curated record
UUAUAUACUUCUGCAUUAUCGCAUGAAGAAGCAAGUAUGAAGAUUACAUUAUAUACUUUGUCAUAGAUUUUAUUUCUCGAAUAGAUUUUUUUUCGAGUGCCCCAAUAUAAUGAUUAUCGUGACGAAAAGUGCACCCCGAAUGAUAGUCAUAAAAAAUAGCAAUAAAUUGAAAUGUUUUUUGGUGUAAUAAUCGAUAAUAAAUAUCCACACUCUUAUUUUUACCUGAAAAGCCCAUGUGGUGAGGAAUAACAGUACUACCGAAGGCGCGAAUCACUGGAGACGUUCCAUAAAAUACCGUUACCACGAGUUGCAGUAUGUUGGAAGCCGAAGAAACACUCGAGGGGAACACGUACCCAAGAGCAGAAGUGAGCAGAAGUGAGCAGAAGUGAGCAGAAGAUUCGUCGCAUGCGUCAGUUGUGCUCUGCCUUGCCUCCACCUCCUGGUGCCUUCCACACAUCUCCAACAACUAGUACUCAAGUUUUCAGUGACGUGUUCACCAUUCAAACUUAUCUGCUUCACCAUGUCUCAUUAACUACCCGAUAAUUCCGCCCCUUGCGUUGGAUUCAAUUCUUCAUGGAAUUAUCCAACUCCAAUUACCCCCGGGUUCAAGUGCUAUUCAUUCAUUAUUUCAUUGUUUUUAAUAGUUAACGACGUAUUUUUGUCGCUCCAGUUACGAUGCUCUGGUUCUCUUCUUGGACAUAAUUAGUCUUGGUGCCGGAUUUGUUGCUGUGGAUAUUGAAAAUGUGUAUCGUGUGGUUAUCAGUGGAUUUAUCAAGUUUCAAGUGACAAAAUGAAUGGAACAACUCAUGCUGCAUCGACAUCCUGGAGUGCAGAGGAAGUCUCUGCGAUGCGAUGAUUGGAGUAUCGAAUACCUGAGCAACUCAAAUUGCGGGGGAUAAAUAAAACAUGAAAAUGUCUUGCUCGGAGGAGAGUUUCCGGUUGAAUGAUGUGGCAUCAGUUUGCUCGAUGCGAAGCAAAGCUAGGAUUGAUGCCCUCUUUGAGGACACUCGAUCCAUCUGCAGCUCUACCUACUCAGGAUGGUACGCGAGUGCUCGGGGAUGCUCCAUCAAUCAUGAGGACACCAACACUGAUGGCAUCAAGAGGGCCAAUUGUGCUGUCCAAGCGAGGAUCGAAGCCAUGUUUGCAUCGGUUGAAGCUGAAACUGGAAGAGCUGGUGAAUGUGCUGCUGCUUUUCUUCCGGUGAAAUACUUGGGUGCAGCUCCAGUAGGAGGUCGUGUCUCGAGUAUUCGAGGUCUCCAGGAGCCGCUGCGCCAGCUCCUGGCGCGUCUGGACACAGCCAUGUCCGCAGAACUGGAGAUUUCCCGAAGAGGCUUGACUUUCCGCACUAUCGAAAAUUUCGAGAAGACCAACCCCUUCCGCAGAAUCGCAGUCUGGAGUGCUCUGAAGUUGCGUUCCCGAUCAAAGAGCCGUGAGAAUCCCUUGGAGAUCCAGCACGCCUUCCUUCCCCUGGUCGCCGACGACUCGUCCCCCCAGUCCGACGAUAAAUACUCAGAUCUCUACAGAACUAUGCGAGGUCUCGACUCAAAUGUCGCAAAAUAUCCCCCAAUCUUUGCAGUGAUCAUGAGACGUCCUGGGGCAGCUAGAGUCCUGGAAUGUCACGCAUUCGCUUGCAAAACCGAGGAAGAUGCAGUGGCUGCAGCUGCGACCCUCUACCGAGCUCUUCUAACCGAUCUUGACUCGAAUCGUCGACGACCGAGACAAUCCAACGGUCUGGGCUGUGCAAGUCUAGCAUCAGUGGCAUCAAGCUACAUGGACCACUCAAUCCUCAGUAAACUGGAUUACAACAUUCCACCACAAUCAUCCUCUCAGCCAAUUCGUCCACCCAGGACCAAAAAACUGUCGACCUCUGGUUCAACCACCGACGGAGGCUCCUCCAUCAUCGAGACUAAAAUCCCUAGGAGAAAGAAACUGUCUGAAAUCAAACCAGAGGACAUCCUCGAAGCCAGGAAACGAAGAAGUCUAGCUGAAGACUCUAGAAGUGUCUUGCAAGAGUUGAAAGACGACAGAUCAGUAGUUUCAGUGACUAGCACCAACAGAAGCUCAAAGGGGCGAACUUCCAGGAAUAGAAACGAAGAGAUAAACAACAUGAAGAACAAGUUGUACUCUGGGAAUAAUUUAAUCGUGCGAACCAAUGACGAGAAUGUCAUUUACUCCAGAAAAAUCAACAGCUACGAGAAGACUCCGAGGAAACAGAAAACGUUUAUGUCCGAGAGAAAUUACUCGUUUGUUGAGAAUAAUGGGAGCAUUGUUGGAGAAGUAGUGGUGACCACUGAGGCCCAGCUUUAUGACAAGAACCGGGGCUCUUUUGAUCUCGUAAAAAGCUCAUCGAUUUAUUCUGGUGGUUCUGAACAUCCUGGGAGUGAUAUUGGAUCCAAGAGCUGCGACAAUUCAAUCUAUGAGCGACCCGUUGAGAGGAAACGAAGCACCAGGGAGAAAUCUUACGAAGAACAUUUCAAAGAUGCUGAUAAAAUAUUCAGUAUUGAGGAGAUGCAAUCGACCGGGAAGAAACAUCAAGCGAGAGGUCAAGCUCCUCAGAGCAAAAUUAAUAUGCCUAAAAUCAGUAGUAAGGAUCCGGAUUUCAAUGCUCGUGCUAGAAAUGGAAUGCAGAAUGGAGGGAGUCAUUGUGAGAGUAAGAGGAGUCAGAAUGAGAGGAGUUCGAGGAUCGAUGAGUUCGCCAGGGGUCAGGGCACUUGCGAUGAGAAAAUCAAGAGCAAUUGCGGACAUGCCAGGGAACGGAAGAAAAGAAACAGGGCUGGGAGUGAACCACCCUUGAGCAGGACUGAGGAUGCCAGUAAGAAAUUAGAGAUGAAGCUAAAGAGGUCGCAGAGCGAUCUCGAGGAGAGGGGAGAUCUCAUGACCAGGGUGGAAUUACCUAGGAGGAGUAGCUUUCUUAAACCAGGAGCUCCCAGAUUGCCUAAUAAUGUUAAUGGAGGGACUCCACUUGGUUUUACUGAAUUAUUCGAUGAAUUUAGGAAUCAGGAGGGACUCACUAGUGUUGAUGAUAUUUUAGCUACGAUUAUAGAUCCUGAGGGAAUGUCCUUUAAUGAGCUCAAACCCCUCUACAAAGAAUUCCUUCUGAAACUGGCAUCGACAUUAACCCAAGACGAACUGUAUCAACGUUCAGCGAACAUAAUGAAACGCCGGAGAAGACCCUCCCGAAGACGAUCGAUGAGAAAACCCUGUCUCCUGGGGCGGGCAAUUAAGAGAUCCGUAUCGAAAAUCAAGACUGGUCCAACCGAGUUCACUUCUGUGAUUUUCCCAGCGAGAAAAUUCAAUGAAAGUUUCGACAGCAGUUCUUCCUGCGAUGCGAGGAAUAAUAGGAGAGUGUUGGCCAGUCGGUUGAGCAGGAGGAGAUCCUCCUGGAAGAGGGCAAAGGGAUUGACUACUUCAGAAGACAGUGACACAGGUCGACGUGUAGGUCGAAGUACUGGGGCAGGGGCUAAUCGGAGUAGCAGUGGUUACGUAAGCUGCAGUGAAUGCAGCUACGACUCUGAAUCUUGCACCUGCAUAUCAGCAGACAAAUGUUACUGUUCAUUACCCAGAAGAUCACCACCCCAGAGUUCAAGUAACAAUGCAAUUGUUUGUGGUUGCGACACCGACAGCUGCUCAGAAAGCAACAAGUGUUACUGCGCUCGACGUACAGUUCAGCCCAGUAUUAUGGAGCAAUUGAGACAACGUGGGAUUGUUCCAUCAGAGGGUACAUUGUCAAGAGGUGGAAGUCCCGAGAGGAACAAAGUAGCAAAGUCCUCCAAGGGUCAAACAUCAUCCAGAAGUCUCGAUUACACGAACAUGAGACCAUCGCCAGGCAGGAGCAGCUCUGACAAUUUGGCAUUGGAUUACGAGCUCUUCAGCCCUGGAAAAAAGUCCCAGUGCUCUGCAGGUAGUGAAAAAGUACUCGUCGUGAGUGCCAGAGAUCCUCAGGGACGAUUGGUGUACGUCGGUGGGGCUGAGAGGAAGAAGAAAUCUUCGGUCAGUGGAGCUCACAGGACUGGAGCUCAUCAUGAGGCUUUGUCCAUUAAAAAAAGUGCUGAAAUCGCUGCAGUUUUUGGGGGCUCUGCUGCCAGAAGCUGCAGAAGGGCCGGCAGUUUCUCCAGCAUGCGAAGCUCCAUCAGCUUAGAAGCUGGACUGGGAUAUUUACCCUAAUCGACUUAUGCAUCACCAUUAUUAUCAUUUUCCAGUGACAAACACGUGAGGAGAUAAUGAUUUCACGAAAACCUAGAGGGUAAAGAGGCAAACUGAAUUUUUAAUCAAUGUCACGUUCUCGGCGUAACUCCAUACAACAGCUUAUUCCAGAGUUAUGAAUAUUUUUUAAUGUCUAAAAUAUCCAGUUUGCACCAUUUUCCUCUACCGAUUACGUUACAAAUAUUUUUGGAGAAAAGUACCUGCAAACGUAAGAUUAGUGUUUCGACUAAAGUUUGUGGCUAAA